CGUAAUUACUAUACUUAAUCUUUGUGCAUUUAGCGUUGAUAUGGCGAACAAAAGCACAUUCGCGCCGUUAAUUGCAGUUCAGUCGGUUAUCGACGUUGUCGCACAUCAUUUUGUCGAACAAAUUUGCAUUUAAGAAAUUUUGAAAAUGUUAACUGAAAUUUUAUUGUGUAUUUGUGCUGUGGUUUGCCUAUAUUUAUCCUAUCGCUAUGCAGUCGGGCGUCCGGAAGGAUUUCCGCCGGGACCCCCACGCAUACCGUUCUUCGGCAGCUAUUUAUUCAUGAUGAUGGCGAAUGCCAAAUAUUUACACAAAGGUGUGUUGAAAUUUAGUAAAUGGUAUAAAUCCGACAUUGUUGGUUUUCAUGUUGGCCCAUUUCCGGUGGUGGCAGUGCAUAAUGUGGAGGGAGUGCGCGAAGUUUUGAAUAGAAAGGAGUUUGAUGGGCGUGCUCAAGUGUAUCUGGGGGAAAUACGUACGCCAAGUAAACAAAUUUUGGGCAUUUUCUUCCGUGAAGGACCCGUAUGGAAGGAACAACGUCGUUUUAUAUUGCGUUUUCUACGUGACUACGGCUUUGGUCGCCGUUUCACCGAAUUGGAAUCGGUCAUACAAGAGGAGAUCAGCGAUCUUUUGGAUCUCAUACGCAACGGGCCACAGUAUGCGCAUGAACAUGAACUUUCCAAAGUAGGAGGUCAUCGAAUUUCUAUACCAAAUAUACUUAGUCCUUUCGUGGUCAAUUCAUUUUUUCACAUUCUCAUGAAUGAACGUGUUCCACGCGCUGAACAAGCGGAAUUACUAAAAUUGGUCAAGAUGGGUAUGCAAUUCCAGCGUCAAGCUGACGAUUAUGGUAAAAUGCUAAGUAUAAUGCCUUGGAUACGUCAUGUCUUUCCGAAGGCCAGCUCAUAUGAAGCACUCAUGGAAUCGAACGUAUUUAUUUACAGUUAUUUUGAAAAAAUCGUCGACUAUCAUAUACGCACUUACGAUGAGUGUAGUGCACGCAAUUUCAUUGAUUUAUAUAUUAAGCAAAUGAAACAGGAACAUGCCAAUGGGCACACAGAUUGCUACAAUCGCGAACAAUUCAUUUUGAGCUUGGCCGAUUUUUCCUUCCCCUCAUUCACAGCAGUCGGCGCACAAAUGGGCUUUCUAAUACAAUAUUUCCUAUAUUAUCCGGAAGUGUUGAAGCGCGUACAAGCGGAAAUCGAUGCGGUGGUGGGCAGCGGACGUUUGCCAACGUUGGAAGAUCGCCAAAAUUUGCACUAUACUGAGGCUACUUUGCGCGAGGGCAUGCGUAUUGAGACUUUAGUACCAUCCGAUUUGCCACAUAAAGCUUUGGUAGACACUGAGCUCAUGGGCUAUAAGAUACCAAAGGAUACUAUUGUGGUGCCUGGUCUUUACGCUUUUCACUCAGAUCCACGUCUGUGGGGUGACCCGGAGAACUUUAGGCCAGAGCGUUUUUUGGACGACAAUCGCAAAUUGUGCUUGAAGAAAGAUAUUACGUUGCCGUUUGGUGCGGGUAAACGACUUUGUGCCGGCGAAACUUUCGCUCGUAAUAUUAUGUUUUUAGUGAUAACGGCGCUGUGUCAAAAUUUCAACUUUGUUUUGGCGCCCGGUGAUAAAUUGCCCGAUAUGUCAAAAAAUUUUAACGGACUUUCUAUAACACCGUUGGAUUUCUGGGUGCAAGUGGAGGAAAGAAAGUGACGUAUUGUUUUUGUUAUUGUUACUUACAUUUGUAAAUAUAUUUAUUAAUUCAAAGAGAAAA
This is a messenger RNA of Bactrocera oleae (olive fruit fly), 1751 nucleotides long. Its product is annotated as probable cytochrome P450 304a1. Lineage: Eukaryota; Metazoa; Arthropoda; Insecta; Diptera; Tephritidae. Gene Ontology annotation, cellular component: cytoplasm; intracellular membrane-bounded organelle. Gene Ontology annotation, molecular function: oxidoreductase activity, acting on paired donors, with incorporation or reduction of molecular oxygen, reduced flavin or flavoprotein as one donor, and incorporation of one atom of oxygen; heme binding; iron ion binding. Gene Ontology annotation, biological process: xenobiotic metabolic process. The record is from RefSeq and is a predicted model, not a curated record.